GUGCCCGAGCGUGUAAUCUCAGUGCCGUCUUCGACCCGAGUGCGCUCUAAUAAUAGGAGUCUGCUGCGUCUUUAAGAGCCUACUUGUUGCACAGUCCUUAAGAAAAUAAACAAUAUGGUUAUCAAAGUAUUCCUCGCCACCUCGUCAGGAUCCACUGCGGUAAGUAACCACAGCCUGCUGAUUUGUCAUUGAAGAAAACAUAACUAAUGAAGACUUUGUUUCAUAUUGAGUUGAAUGCUUCAAAGCAGUCACAUAUAUAGGCUACCACAACUAUUCUUAAGUACUAUUGGCAUGUUUGCGAUGAGUUAUUGUUUCUUACGUCGAUAUGAUAAAUAGAGCCUUCUAGAAAAGGGACUCCUUUAGCGAGUCCGCCAUAAAAGCCAUACAUCAUAGACCUUCCACCUAAAAUGGAAGAGAUUUUGCUUUAAAUACUCCAGUAUUCCUGUCAGUUUGUCAUUAGAUAGCUUUAUUGUGAAUGUAGGUAUGAUACUUAUCAACCACAACAAGGACGAUUGUAUGAUCUGUCUUUUAACAGGCUCAACUCUUGUGAGUUAGUGGUGUGAAACACUCUUGCAGUGGCAUGGCUGGCCAGUUGGUCAACAGUGAUAUCCUUACAGAGCCAGCCAAAGCCUCAAUGGGGCCAUAAGUAAAGUUUGAUUUUGGGGCCCUCUAUUUCUGCCCAUAAUAUUGAUCACUGAUCAUUCACACACCUUCACAAAUCUCUUUGAUUAACAUUUCAUGACAUGCAAACAUAUGGCGUUUCUCCCUCUUUCUUUUCUCUGCUCCUGAAGGAUAUGUCCUUUUUUGCAACUUUGUUUUGCCCCACAACUACCUGCGCUUUGGAUGCUCAGUGCACAUUGCACAGCAGGAGGAGCAUAACAGUAGCUAAGCUUUGACAUAUUGGCAGUAAUCAUAGGUCUGCAUCAGCAGCAGCACUAAAAUGUUUUUACUUUAUUUCAUUUUAUUUUUACAAUACUAUAUAUUUGAUCAUACAGAAGGCAUCACUCAUACAUGCAAAAAAUUAAAAUAUUAUUAUUAUUGUUAUUAUUUUAUUGCUCUCGGGGGCCCACUACUGGCCACGGGGCCCUAAGCAGACACUUAGUUGGCUUAUGCCUUGGGCCAGCUCUGUAUCCUUAAGUAUUGAGGUCACCUUAAAGAUCCGUCUAUUGCCUGUCCCUAACUUGUCUGAGUCAAGCAUGACGUAUCUGUAAGUUAGGUCAGGUCUAUGUGUUAUGUUGAGAAAAGAGAAUGUGUCAAGUAUUGACUAAAGCUCAAGCCCUAGUCUCACUUUGUAGCCCAACAGUAUUUUUCAGUCUUCAUCCUGUAUUUUGCUCUGUUUCCAGAGUAAAUAUGAAAGGUGAAAAUAACACUUGUUUUUAUCUUUAAAAAUUCUGCCCUUGUUCUAUUUCUUUUUCAGACUGUACAGACUGUAUUUACAUAUGCAUCUGUUCAGAAGGAGAAAAAUAGGCCUACUCCAAUGCAUACACCUCACAGAGCCAAAACAAAAAACUAUUUCAAUAUUUACAAUAAACUCAUGAAUUAGUAAACUAGAUAACAAGAUUAGAUAAGAAGCACAUGCCAGGUUUGAAUCAUAAUGGUGUCUGUUUAUUACCAGGGGGGUUCAUGUUAAAGUCUUUUAAAUUAAUUAUAAAAUUCUCCCACAAGCAUUCCAUGAAAACGUCCUUUUUUUUAAAAAAAAAAUAAAGGAGAAAAAGUGAAAUCCAUUACCUCUGCUCUCCAGAUUAAAAAGAAGCAGCAAGAUGUGGUGGGCUUUCUGGAGGCUCUUAAAGUAGACUACACUCAGCUGGACAUUGCCUGCAGUGAGGAGAACCGCAUGUGGAUGAGGCAGAAUGUCCCAGAAGAGAAGAAGCCUACCAAUGGUAUUCCCCUGCCCCCUCAGAUCUUCAAUAAUGAGAGCUACUGUGGGGUAAGUACAUGAAAAACAACAAACAUACAUUAUUCUCAAGACAGAUACCUUAUUAACCAGCUUUGGGUAAAUUAAAAAUAUGGUUAUUUCAUUUUUAUACAGGACUACGAAACAUUCUUCGAUGCCAAAGAGGACAACGCCAUUUUUACCUUCCUGGGGCUUCCCCCUCCUCCAGGGUCAAAGGUUGGAAACUUUCUGUUUUUUUGUUCAUUUAUUUAUUUAUUUCUUCAGUAAACUUAAAAAAAAAAUGAUAAUAAUCAACAUUUUUAUCCCCCUGUUGCAGUGAAUCUGUUUUUUCUAAAUUACAGACCCCAAUUCCAAUUAAGUUGGGACAUUGUGUCAAAUGUAAAAAAAAAAAAAAACAGUAUAAAGUGAUUUGCAUAUCCUGUUUGAUCUACAUUACACUGAAAACACCACAAAGACAAGAUAUUUAAUGUUCAAAUUGAUACACUUUAAUUUUUUUGUGCAAAUAUUCACUUACAUGUACUUGAUGCCUGUAACAUGUUUCAAAAAAAGCUGGGACAGGGCAGCAAAAGACUUGGAAAGUAGAGGAAUGCUCAAAAACACCUGUUUGGAACAAUUGGAACACAGGUGAACAGGUGAAUUGGAAACAGGUGUGUGCCAUGAUUGAGUGUCACCCCUAAAAUGGCUGAGUUGUUUAAUAACAAGGAUGGAGCAAGGUUCACCACUUUGUGAACCACUGCGUUAGCAAAUAGUCCAAGAGCUGAAGAAGAAUGUUUCUUAACAUUCAGUUGCAAGGUAUUUAGUUAUUUUAUAAUCUACAAUCCAAAAUAUCAUCAAAAGAUUCAGAGAAUCCACAGAAAUCUCAGCACACACCUCCUCUUCUUUGAUCUUAAGGGCUGAUGGGGGGUCGCAGUGGAGGGGAGAGGGUGCAAAGGCAGGUUUUAGCUGAUGUUUGUUCAGGUCCUCGGUCAGUCUGUUGUUACCUGUUGGGGUGAUGGACUCCUGUAGUUGGUUAUGUUCUGCAGACUUUUGGCUGAAAAGCUGUUUUUCAGCUUUUCUGUGUAGCUUCUCUUUGCUGCCCUGAUCUCCUUUGUCAGUUUCUGACUUGCUUGUACAGGACCUGGUCCCAACCUCUGUAGGCCUCCUCCUUGGCCUGGCACAGCUUCCACAUCUUAGGUUUGAACCAGAGUUUAUUGUUGUUGUAUCUGCAGAAAGUCUGCACACACACAUCCUUUUAAAAGCUGAUAUACAAUGUCCCAGUGUCAGUGAGUUAUAAUGUAUUGCUGCAGAAAACAAGUUACUAAUUCAAUUCAUUUUAACUUGAUUUCUUCCCAACAGGAGUUCAGAAGCCCCUUCUUUGGUUUAUUCCUUUAAAGCUUUGACUGAAGUUAAUAGUUUAAUUGUUUGAAACUGAAUGUGCCUAACAGCCAAAUGCCUAAAGAUUUUUCUGUAACAAACACUUAAUGGAGCUUCUUUGCGUAGACAUGAAUAAGUGAGAAUUAAAGUCUUGUACUGGCCUUUUUAACCAAGUCCUUUUUUGUGCUGGAACACCUUAACUUGGAGAGGAUAGUUCAAUGAUCAGGUGUGAAGACAGCUGGCCACAAGGUGGCAAUAACUGUUCAUGCCUAGAGCUAAAAAACAUCAAAUAAUAGUAGAAAGAGGACAGAUUUUCUAUGAUGUAGCAUUAUAUUUGAGGAGGUAAAAAGAAGAAAGUGAAGAUGUUCUCAAAAGACAAGAUACUGAAUUAUUUGAAGUAAAACCAAACAAAAGAGAUAAGGCAGUACGUAGAAUAGGAAACUGGAGAAAGUUGGGAUUGUCAUGUCAGAAAGCGGCUAUAGGUUUCAAUUGAGCCUGGGUCAUUCUCUUGAAGCCUCCGCACAUGUGGCAAGCAACUUAACCACUAUGCCAAACAGGCACCCAAGCAUGUCUUUCAUACCGUAAUGAAAUUGAGAUUCCACAAGAUACAAACAUUUGAACACUUAAUUAAAAGCUUACUGACACUAUGAUUGUUAUCAGUGAACAUUGACAAGGCAAUGAUAAUGUUGCUACAGCAGUAUUCACAAAAAAGACAAUUUUAGCAAAGCGUUAGAUAAGAAAUCUCAAUUAUUUCUAUAUAAUUACAAUAAAGAUAAAGCUGUCAGGUGGUCACCUUUAUGUACCACUAAGACUGAAACCUUAGGGAAAUAGCCAUCAUGGCUUCAUGGAAGGAUAACAAAAUACAACCACAAGAAUCUCAACAGCUCAGUAUUUAACAUUUUAGGCCUUGCUUGCUUAAUUUGUAACAAUCCAACAUGAAACAACCCCACUGGCAAACUGUUUAAUUAUUGUACUAAUUACAUGAACAAGAUGUUUGCAAUUAUUUGUCGGCUUCAGAGAUGCCAGUGAUAAGAAAGCGAUAGGUGCAGUGUUUCCCUUUGAUUCCACAAAGAUAGAUAAAUACUGUUAAUAUAACUUUUAAUUUGCCAAAAAAAGUGACGUGAAUUUCCACAUUGUCUCCUCAUCCUUGACAAGAGUGCAAAUAUUGAUAAAUGUUUUUAAAGGCACUUAUUUGGGACCAAUAAAUGAAUUGUUGUUUUUAUUUAAUGAUGUAUCAUGGCUAAUUUUUUUCAUCAACAGUGCUAACACUCGAGACUCCAUUUAAACUGCAAUAUCUCCACCUUCUACAUUUUCUCCCUCCAGGAAUGCCUAAACCUUUUCCUCCCAGUUUCCCAAUCUUUCAUAAUAAUGAGCAGACCAUCUAAGUGCUGAUGAGGCAGUGCCAUUGAUGCAUGUGUAAAGUUAUUAAAGUUUCUCAUCUAUUCAACUUGACCACCAGUUGUUGUUUUCACCUCACAACAAGGAAGUCCCAGUGGAGGAACGUAAUGGUGUCGCACACAAUGAGGAGCUGCUAGAUGAUGAGGAGGAGGAAGAAAUAACAGAGGAGAAGACUGAAGAUGACGAAGAAAUAGAAGAUGAGUACCCUGAGGGAGAGGAAGAGGAAGAGGAAGAGGAAGAGGGAGAGGAAGAGGAAGAAGGAGAUGAAGAAGAUGAGGCAGUGGAGGAAUCAGAUGAGGUCACAGAAAACCUAGUGAUUGAUUUUAAACCCGUGUUCACCACCCCUUAGAUUUUUUUUCCAUUGAAUGUUUUAAUGUAAUGAAUGUUUUUGGUUUUUUUUACCUCCACCUUCCCAUCAUUCCUGGAAUGCUCUGUUUUCCUCCCCUCAGCAUCUCCACUUUUCCUUUCAUGUUUCCCUUCCUGCCAUACUGGGUUUGCCUCCUUUUAAGUUCAUGUCGUCCAUACCCUGCAUCUCCCUGUCAGUGAACACAGAAAUGCAUUAACCAAACACAUAACAUUCCUGUUUACUCCCCCUGUUUGACCUUUAUUCAGCACGUUGGACAGCUAACUUUUUCACUGUGAUAUUAUUGCAACUUUUUGUGGGUUUCUUGUAUGUUUUCCAUUCCCUUCAUGUGUCUUUGUAAAUCUGUUGAAAUGAAAUUGUUGCAACUUUCCUUGAUGAUUUCACAUUGCACACCUCACUGCAUAUUCAUUAACUGUCACACACAGCUCCGUUUGUAUGUUUCAGCAAGCCUGAGCUGUGGAUACUGUUGUUUUUCUGUAUGAUUAUAGAUAGUUUGUAGUAGCUUGGAUGUGAAUUGGUGAGUAAAUGCACAAUAUAGUAUAUAAGUCUCUAACACUAUCUUAUUUCUCUGUCAGCAGGCUCACGCAGAGGAAGAAGAAGGACAGGUAGGUUUUUCAAAGGCACACCUAAAUACACUUAACACUGAAGAGCCCUGCAUUUCAGUGAAUAUCCUUUUUUAAUGAAAGAUUCAUGUGUUUAAAUAAAGUUUAAGCUGUGGCAGUGUGCACACAUUUGAUAUAAAUGGCCACAAUAUAUGAAGAGCUUAAAUGAAGUUGAGACAAGUUCACAAAAAGAAGAGAUCAGUCUUUCUAUUUUUAUACAGGAACAAGCAGCUUCGGUAGCAGUAAAUUGAAGUUGUGCAAUAAGCCAUCUGAACAUCAUGUAAGAUAGGCCUGAAACACGUAUAGGAUUCCAAAAAUAACAUGACAUGACAUAGAGAGUCUUGAAGAUACUGCUGAUGAUCAAAAUUGUCUUGUGUUUUUUCCGGAAAGUUAGUUUGGGCUGUAUUUGUGAAAAAAAUCAUUUAUAAAUGUAUAAACCCACAGCGACUUUAAAAGAACAUACUGUAGUUGUACACAGCUUAACUUGUUUUGUUUUUGGCAUCCUUUGAACCGUGCACAAGCAUUUGAACGCAAAAGUCAUUUUCUUCCUAGGUUAUGCUCUCCGAAAAAUAUUACCUGUUAAACUUUGAUUUUUACACUUUUAGUGGGAAUCCAUGAUGUGAUUGUCAGAAAAUUUUACUAGCCUCAUACUGCCAAGACAAAACUAUAUAAAAAGAGGACAUACUUGCAGUGACUGUUACGAUAAUUUUUCUGUUACGAUUCUUCAUAUGCUAAAAGUUUUGCUCAAUAAUGAAUCUAGAUGUGAUCAAUUACCUUCACCUUCUGGUAGAUGCAUUUAAAACGGACAUAAAACUCUGUUCUGUGUUGCAGACCUGACUCACAUUACAUCAGAUACAUGAAUUACUUCCAGAGAUCCCACUGCUGCGGUUACACCUGUCUUGUUUCUCGUACAUGCAUGUACUUAAUGGCAUUUCACCCCUUCUUUGCCCUCUUUUCGUCCAUCUCUCAAUUUGCUCUCUCUAGGGGGAAGAGGAUUUGAAGUCAGAGGUAACUGUGUGCCAGUGAUCAUCUUUUUCUUUGACCCCUCUUAGUGUCCCCUGCAGUGUUUGGGAAAGUGAAGCAGCUUAGUUUGGUUGGGUUUUUGGUUGGUAGUUACCACUCACCUGGAUAUCCUUUCAUCUGCUCCCUUUCAAGAUUUUACCACCCCCUCCUGUUCUUUCCUAUCUUUUUUCUGCUUUUAUUAACCCUUUUUCCUCUUUUUGUGCCGACAUCACAUUCCUCAUUUCUUCCCAGUUCAGUAGCCGCUUCCUGACAUCAUCAACUAUCCUCAUAACUUUGAUUUUUUUCAGACAAGUUGUGCCUAACAUGCCUGUAGUGCAACAUGCUGCCUUGCUCCCUUAACAGCCUGCUGACUUGCUCUCCGUUUUUCCCUUUAGGAAGAAGAAGAGCUACAACAGCUUGAGGUAGAUUUAUAUGCUUUCCUUUUUACGUGCCUAAGCCUUACUUGAUUCAGCUUAUGUCUUCAUCACGAUCAUUGUUGUUGAAUGUUUUUUUAACGCUUGAAAGCGUGUCAAUCCUUCCUUUAGCUUUCUCUUUCGCUGUUAUUGUAGUUUGGUCUGAAGUGAAAAUAACCUGAAGCAUGGGUUUCUUGUAAGAGCAAAAAUAAGGUCAAAAUGAAGCGAAAGAGCAUGGAGGACAACAAAGGUUACAGAAAAAUGUAAAUAGCAAUCAGACAUUUACAAAAUAAAUCAAUAAACUAGUUUACAAAUCAGUUGAUUAAAACCUUGAGUUGAGGUGGUUAAAAAGCUCCUGGUGGCAGGGUCCUGGGGUUGAAUGAGAUCCGCCCAGAGUUCCUCAAGGCCCAGGGUGUCGGGGGCUGUUGUGGCUGACACGAUCCUGCAGCAUCUGCACAAAUGGAAAUUUGAAGUUGCAGUACUUGUGGUAAAACAAUGAUCUUUCCAAACCUUAAAAGGCCUGCAAAACUCUACAGAUGAAAUAGUAAUCUUUCUAUAUGUAACCUAACUCAAUAAUCAUUAAUAGCUAAAUAUACAAGUACAUCUUUUUUUCCAUUGCAAAGCUAUUAUCUGAGGUUGUGCAAUUCCUUUUGGGGUUGUCAUUUCUAGUUAAAUUGAUGAAAUAAUGUUCAUAUUUCAUUUAAGCAGUUUGGCUAAAACAGUAAUCUUUUCUUAUAAUCUCAACAGAGAGGAAAAAGUGACAAAAAAUGUAAAUUUAUAUCUCGUUUCGAUUCUUAAAAUAACAACAGGUGCAAUGCUAAUUCACGCCAUUCCCUUGAAUAGUCUGCUCAAUUUGUGCAAGUCGCGCUGCCUAUUUCAUGUCAUUUGCGUCACCCAAGUAGAAUGCACGACGGCUUCACUUGGAAUUCACUUGUUCGAAUUAUUUUAUUCACCCUUGGUGUGAACACAACAUGAGAAGCACAGGCUGUAUGGUGUUGGCAGCACCAGAGAAACCAUACAACAUGGUCCCACAGUGCUCCCAGUUCUCAUCAGGUGAGAAAGAGAUCUUUGCAUGAGGGAAAUGACAGCAUCAUCCACCCCAACGCCUGGCUGAUAGGAGAUGACAAAGGACCAACCUCACCAUGGUCAUCAGAUGUGUUGUCAGUGCCACUGGCAUGUAGUUUCUGAAGUCCUUGAGGUGCGAGAUCUUUGGUACCAUGAUGGAUGUCUUCUACAGCUGUGGCACUCUCCCCAGCACCAGAGUCAUGUUGUGGAUGUAAAGCCGCUCCAAAAUCUCAUACAGCUGGUCUGCACAGGAUCUGAGGAGCCUCGAGUGGAUGCCGUCUGGAUCUGCAGCCUUUCUAACCUGAAGUCCCUACGUUUCUCUCUUCGCCUUGGACAUUGUGAAGGGCAGACUGGAGCUUUUGGACUGUGUGCUGGUGCAUGCAGGCCAUUCAGUUGGAGAAGCAGUGUUGUGAGGGUACUAUAGUGAAAGUCUUUGAAGUGGGGGUCAUGCAGUCAGCAGAAGGUGGAGAUGGUGGUGGUUACAGCAGGAUGAGUCAGAAAAAGAGAUGAGUGGAUGGCUGGUCAAAUCUGUUAAAGAAGAUGUUCAUGUUGUCUGUUAUAUGUCUGCAUCUGUAUGUGAAGGUAGACAGAGUUGAGGAGAGAGAGGCAUGAUUAAAAUCCCUGGUGAUAGGAAGGAGAGCCUAUGGGUACUGUGUCUGUGGCCUGUUUGUAAGAAAGUGGAGGACAUCACAAGCAAUGCUGGUCUUAGCAGGGUGAGGGGGCGUUUGUAACUAUUGUGACAACGUGAGAAUUCCCUUUGGGCAGAUAGUAAGGCAUCAUGCUAAUGGCUAAAAGUUAAAUGUCCUUACUGCGGUGCUGUUCUUCUCCUCAUGGGGAACGUCUUUCGCAAGUUAGCUUCACUGUCCUACACGGGGCUAGCAGCUGAUCACAGGUGAUCAUAGGUGUGAACAGUUAUAAUUGGAAACUUAUUCUGUAAUGAUGUGAUACUCAUAUUGUCAGAGCAAUAACCGUAUCACUUCUUUUCUGAUAACCCCUCAAUAGCUAAAAGUCUAAUGUUUCUCACACUGGUGUUGUAGAAAACCCUCAUUACAACCUCUGUCUGAAAUGCUUCGUUUUAGUCGCUGUCUCUUUAAGGCCCCCCACUCAAUCAGCCUACUCUCUUCUGAUCGGCCAGCUCUUUGUAGACCUUUGGGAGGUCGGCCAAGGGCAGAGCAGGAUGUUUUGGGUCUACCCUCUCUAUUGAGGCCAUGUUGAGCAAUGGAGCAAUACAGCGGAGUAGCAUUACCCCACUCUGCUGUGGGUGAUACCUCACGAGUUGUUUGGGGCAGGCCGUUCCGCUGUACUGGGGGCCCCAGAUGAACCACUUCAAAGAGCCUCAUGCGGUGACCUUAUCAGUUCAGCAAGUGUUAUGGACGUCUUGAUGAGAUCUCAUGUGAUUUCACAACAAACCAUUUUAAGCACUUUUAUAGUCUCUAGGAUCAUUACAACAAACAUUUACCUCAUGAUUUGAAUAUACGCAUGUCUUUAGUAUGAAUACCUAACAUUGUACCUUUGCAAUUAUGUUUUAAAACUGAAAUGGUUAAUACCCCCUUCUUUAAUUGAAUGAUGUAAAUAAGCCGUUUUAUGUCUGCAACUUUUGCUGUGGGUUUGGUUUCCAGGGUCAUACUGGAGGAACUCAGACUUUAUUAUGACCUGGGCACUCUUGAAUCCAAACCUUAAUGCUUCCUUUUCAUACUGCUCUAAGCUUUGAGUACAGGGCCUCAGAUGACCUGAGCAAGAUUUAUGUCAUGAUCUACUCAGCAUCUUUUUUUACAGCAUUGCUUGGCCAGUCACCUUACCUCAGGAGUUAAGGCUUCCCAGAUCAGAUUAAGUCUUCUUCAGCAAACAACACCCCAAACCCCUAAAGUUAGACCUAUGGAUAAAAAAUUCCAGCCUAACAAAUGAUCCUGUGCAAAAUUUUGUGUGGAGCUCUACUGCUCUGCAACAUUCCAGCUGCUGCCUGAUGAUCUAUCAUGUGUGUAUCUUUGCUUUUGCUUUGCUUUGCCUUUUACCUUCUACCUUCUUUCUACCCUUCCAUCUGUUUUGGUGUUGCCCACUGCUCUUGCUGGAACAAGACAAACAAGGCAGGUGGUUUCUGUAUAAUGUUUAGGCUCUUUUUAUUUCAGGCAUUACAGGGUAGAUUUCCAUGGUCCUUUCUUUUCCCCUUUUCUCUCUUUGUGUGCUGCAUCGACUUCUUUUCUGUGCAGAGACCUGACAGUGUGCAGCAUGACAAAUCGGAUAGUUUUUAUUUGUAUAUCAGGUGGAUAUAGCUUUGUGAAAAUAAUCUGACUCCAUAUAUCGAUUUAUUUUCUUUUCUGUGGCUUCUCUUACUCCUCUGAUUUUAUUUUCCAUAGGACGAAGAAGAGGCUGAAGGUCAAGAGGUAGAUUUAAGCUUUACACCCAUUGUUAAUGUUUUGUGUGAUGUGAAUUAUUUGCAUUGUAAUGCAUGAUCUGGUUGCAUCUCAAGACUAUACGUCUAUGUGCAAAGAAACUUUUCUUUUUAAGUCUGGUGUAAAAGUGAAACACAUCCACCAAGAUGGUUUGUUUGCUUUUAUCACUUAAGAAGAGAUUGUAAACUAUUUUUUGUCAUUUUAUGACAAUAGACUGUAUGAACUAUGGACAACUUGGUUCCGCCACUUUACAGAUUUGAAACCGAAAAGCUCUCGGUAAUUCCGUGUUUUUUCUCCAUUUCCUGAAACCAACAUUGUGCAGUAGCGUUGUACGCACUCCAUCACUUGUGCAGUAGCAUUGUGCACAUUCGGUGGGAGAGUCACUGUGAUGAUGCUCAGCUCAAACAGUGUAUCCCCUGGGUGAGCUACACAGUCUUCAAACGCCUAUAGGCUGUAUCAAGUGUCAAUCAUAGAAAACAUAAAUCCCUUAAUAACUUUUAAAAACUGAGCUGUACAGAAAAAAGAGGACUUGAGCACAAACCAGUCUUACAAUAACUACAUGAAAACAUCGCAAGCAGGGUGGAGAAAAGUUCUGUGUAAUAAAGUCCACAGCCCCAUAGGCUUUGCUGGCGGAGGUGGGAUUUAUGAUCUAUACGGUAGCCCGUCACCAGAGGGCGCUGUUCUCGGGUGGCUUCACUCAGCAAGGAGGCAGACGCCGUCCAUUCUAUAUACAGUCUAUGUGUAUGACUUGGCAACUCUAGGUUGGGUUAAGUUUGACAUGUUUUCAAUUUAUGUUGCAUGGAAGAAGAGUGAAGAGGAGAAAAUCUACUAGAUUACAAACCCCUGCCCAAUUUUGUAAUAUCUGUAUUGUUUUAGUAGUGUUGUUUUAGUUGUUAUAGUUGUUAUAGUUGUAGUAUUUGUUAUAUAAAGCUUUAUUAUGGCAGGGGUCCAGCAGUGAUAGUUUCUUAUCACUGAUUAUGUCAAGUCUCUUGUCUCUGGAUAUGACAUUGUUUCCCUUAAACGGAGCAGUCACAAAACUGGACCAAGCAGAAACAAUCAAAAGUUUCUUCAGUUGCAAAGCACUGUAACAAAUCUUACAAUUGUCUCACUGAGGUCAUCACAGGAUAUUUUGAAAUUUGUGUGUGUUUUUUAUCACCCAUAUUUCUUCUUCUUGUAUGAUUUCUUUACAUUUCUUUUGCAACUCCAAACACUAACACUCCAAGUUCUCUUGCUACCUUUUUUUUCCAUUUGGCCCCUGGCUUUAUAUAACCAUGCUUUUUUUUUUCUUUUUUACCACUUCAAAGGAGGGGGAGGAGGAAGGCUUGGAAGAAACACAGGUACUAUCAUAAAAAAAAGUGGUCGCAUGCAAACUGCUUGUGCCCAACAUUUGAAAACCAUAUCUCAUCCUUUUUAUGAAGAAGGUAGAUCUUUAUGAAACAAGAAAUACAUGCCAUAGUAUUUGAGUUAUUCCCACUAUUCUCAUAUGAAUAAUGAAUCAGGAACAAGUAAAAAAAUCUUAAACACUGUUUUUUAUACCCAUUCUAUAAGAAAACCUCACAUCUUAUUUUACACAACUUUGCAAACUAAGCAGAUCCAGGUAUGAAUGUGGCACCGAGUUCAAAGCAUCUCUAUCCAACCUGUAAUAAUUAAGGGGCUAAAAUAACAAGCUACACAUUAUAUGCCACUGGUGUGUCCCCAAAACGAGGCCCCCUGAGGCUCUGAAACAACCCGCCCUGGCACAUCGGCUCUGCAGAAUCAAUUGAGGUUUUUAAAUCCUCCCUAAAGACACCUAUUCUGUCUGGCUUUUAAUUGGAUUUGAGUGGACUUGAACUUGAUUUUUUAUUAGUUUUAUUCUAUUUUAAUUUAUUCCGCUUCAUAGCGCUGUGUUUAUCUAUUUAAGCAUUAAUUUUAUUUAUAGUAAUUGCUGAUGGAUGUUUUAAAUGUGCUCUAUAAAUAAAGUUUGAGUUGAGUUGAGAUAGUGCAGGGAAAUUUGCUGAGCCAGCGUAUCAUUUUUUUUCUUAUUAUAGAAAAAUCGUAUUAACACGCUAAUUUCAAAAAGCCUCAUAUAAUCCUAAACAUAAAGAGAACUUAUCUAUGUUGUUUGUUAUAGACAUAUUACAGUGUCUUUUAAUAGGAGGAAGAGGCUGAGUAGAGGCAGGAAACGUAAGCCAUGUUGACUUAACUGUCCAGGCAAAACACUUUUUUUCCCCCUCUGCCUCGUGUCAGUGCUUUGACUUGACCACUAGAGGCCAGUGAAUCUUUACUAUUUAGAUUGUCACAUGAGUCGGCCCCUGGGCUGUAGCAUUUUAUCAGUUCUGCAACCAAAUAAAUUAAAGACGCUUCUUUUUUGAAAGUUUAAUAUUUGUUUGAUUCUUUGACCCUGCAGUGAAAGGAGUUUAUUGCUCAUGUUGGGAGUUGUCAGUUUCUAAUGUUGACUUGCACAUGGAGGUUUUCAGUCAGAGAAUAGACAGGGUAGAUGGGCUACCCUUGCAGCUGUCUGCAAAUGGCUUCAGAGAGGAUACAAUGUCAUACAAAUCAUCUAAUGCCGUAAAGAAACACAUUUCAAGACUUGCCUUUUACUUGAGGCUGUUGCAUGAACGGCGAUGGCAAUGAUUUGAAAAUUGUAAUCCUCAAAGCCUAAAGUUCUCGUCCUCCUCUGCCUGUUAGACAUCCAUGGCCCACUAAUGAAAGAGCCAAAGUGCAGGCUUGGAGGGAUUGCUGAGCAUGUCUCUCUGCUCUCUCAGCUGUCUCCAAAUCCCUUGCAGGCCCCUGUUAUGCCUUUUUAGAGGAAGCUGCAAAUUGAGCUUUAGAUAUGCAGACAAAGGCAUAGUAUUUGUUGGCGCACCAUUGACAACUAGGAAAUGUGUAAGUGUGAGUAUUUUUUGUUUUUGAUUUCAUCUGUUGGUCUCUUACAGCCUGAAGCUUGACCUCCCUCUCUUCUGUCAGACAUCCUCUCUACCCUCCCUAUAGGCCACACUGGACUUCACUGGAAACUGCCUGUUGUGUGUGGAGAAUAUUGAAAAGUCCAAACCCACAACUGCCCCCACCCUAAGCAUUCUUGACUGCAAUGUUGACUUAAUUUUUAUAUACCGUCUGUAGAGACAUGCUUUUGUAAGAAUGUGGAGUAAUUUUGUAAAUCUCAAACAUAUGUCUUGUGUCUAAUUUAAAGAAGUAGCAGAAAACUGUACCUUGGCUCAUCAGCUUACACAGGAGAUUUAUAUUUCUGUGUACUCAACCUGUGGAAAAUACUUUUUUUUAGUGUAGUUUUACAACCAGUUGUGCCUUAUUGACUACUAACUGAAUGUAGUAAUGCAGAUACGCUGUUUAGUGGCUGUGCAAUGAGAUAUUUAAAUACUUCAAGCCUACAAACUAUUUCUCCUCCAUCACUGUCUCUGCCAAUACUACUGUCUAAUAAUCACACUGUUAAAUAAGGAGGGAAAUAUCUGAACAAGACUUGUAUAUUGGGAAAAUGCAAUAAAGAAGAAUGAUUUAAAAAGCCAGCCGCUCAGUUCGCUUGAUAUUCUCUUGUUUUGGUCAUAGAUUUAACGUUAGUCAUGAGGUCCCAUCACUUUUAAGAGGAAAAUGAAGCUACUACCUUGUUUUAGAUGUUCUUGAUAUAGACAUUAUUUAGUACAAAUAACACUAAAAUUUUGAAAAUAAUUAAAGGGUAUUGAUACAUUAACACCAUUUUUAGCUAGCCUGCAAUCUAUGGACUCUUAUUACACCAUACUAAAAUUAAUGAUCAAGCAGGUAAUGUUGCAGACAUUACAUAACCUGAAGCUUGCUGCCAUUGUCAAGUGUUGUUUCCCUUUGGUCCAGACUUUUGGUCAUUGGACUCUCUCUUCAAAAAUAAUUGAUUCUUUGGAUUUUGAAUCAAAAGAGUAAAAUCUAUAUGAUCUGAUUUUCUUUUUUAUGUCCAAAACCAAUCAGUUGUCUUUUUAUUUGCCGUUUGGAAAAAAGAAACAGAGACAUAAAAGGUCCAUAUUUUUAAAGGACUGGUUCAAUUAACCAUAUUUCUAUAGCAGCCAUAUUCUAGUGACCUCAACCUCAGGAUGGGAAACUCUGUGUUCCCGAUUGCUAAUUGUACAACUCAGACAAUUACACAAAUUCUAGUUAUUUUACUGCUCUCUGAUUGAUACGCAGCCAUUGAGACGAGGGAAGGUGGGAGCCAGAAGAGAGAUCUGGCCAUAUUUCAAGGCAAAGAAACACAUUUGACAGCCGGUUAGCUAAAAUCUGAGCACAACACUAAACCACUUCCUGUUUAAGUCAAAUAAAACAGCAAUAAAGAAACAUAACCUUUUUUUUAAUUCCAUUGAGAUAUUCGUAGUGCAUAUUUGUCUUUUACAUAAUAUCACCAACGAUAGGACCAGAAAGACAGUAUAAACCUGAUCUAAGGUACUCUGACAUGCUGAUUCAUGAAUGAUUUUGUGUUCAGGGUGGUGUGCUCCUGCUAAUGGCAGCACAAUGGAACAGACUGCUGGGGUUGCCCUUACUGUCUCUCUUUAGAUUAUUAC
Molecule: messenger RNA, 14995 nt
Organism: Xyrichtys novacula (pearly razorfish)
Lineage: Eukaryota; Metazoa; Chordata; Actinopteri; Labriformes; Labridae
Source: the annotation of a GenBank genome assembly